Molecule: messenger RNA, 1227 nt
Organism: Sitophilus oryzae (rice weevil)
Lineage: Eukaryota; Metazoa; Arthropoda; Insecta; Coleoptera; Curculionidae
Exons: 4
Coding region: 82-1116 (344 amino acids)
Source: RefSeq, a predicted model, not a curated record
AUAACGUAACCUCACUUUUACAUCGCGGAAAUUUAAAUAUAUUUAAAUUUUAUUAUCUUUUUUAGAAAAUCUGAGAGUAAAAUGGAUUUGCCGAGGUAUAAAUUUAAUUCGCAUAAUGACGGCGAUUUAUUGGACUUUCUUAAAACCGCCAACGAAUGCAAAAAUGAAACCUGUUGUGAUUUAGAUGAAUACGAAAAAUUGAAAAUUUUAUUUCCGUUGGAAGAAGGUACAAAGGUGAAACUGGAACAAUAUCCUCAAAAUAUAAAGGAGUUUAUUGAUAUAACAAGCGAUGAUGAAGAUAUGAAUCAAGAGUCUCUUCUUAAAGCAGAUGACGACAAUAUUAUAAAAGAAAUAUCUAGUAUGUUAGAACAUUCUUCGGUUAGAAAAGAAAUAAGUGAUAUGGUUGAUACUAUAAAGGAUAUAUUAAUGAGUAAAGAUGAAAUGCCUGAUUCAGUAUUUAAUGAUUUAUCCUCAUUAAAAAAUGAAGAAUUAAAUCAAGUGUUUGAAUCAUUAAAUUCAAAACUUAAUUUGGACGAAGUAGAACGCUUUUGGCAUUCACUAGAUAGCUAUCAUACUUUAUGUGAAACUAUCAUACCACAUUACAUAAGAAGACUAUUUUUACCAAAAAUUAAAGAAGUUUACAACACAGAUAUUCAAGGUAUUUUUGUUGCCCAUAUGGAAAAGUAUACAGACAUUUUUAGGAGAAUAUUAGUCGAGGAUUUUUUAGAACAGGCUCUUAGUCAAGUGUUGAUGAGCUACGUUUUGUCUACAAGUGUCAAAUUUAAGACUAAUCUUUUAAGGGAUUUCCUUACAUCGACACAGAAGUUAAAAGAAUACUAUAUUCCGAUAAUCGAGGCAUUGUUAAAUCCCCAAACUGAUGUUAACGUAGCUAGCCAAGUUAUAGAACUUAUGUCUAAUUCAGCAUAUGAAUUUGUAAAUGAUAAUUCAUAUGGAAAAUUGUUAUUUAACGUUGUCAAUUGCAUCAAAAAUCAUAUACCUAAACUAGAACAACCUCUAAAGCAUAUUUUGAGCAUACAUCAAAGUAUUUGGAAAAUAAAGGUACAAAAAAUUGUUGUGGCUAACUUAGAGGAGAGUUUCAGUCAAAGUUUUAGGUAAAAUAAAUAAGGUGUGGUACAAAAAAGAUUUAUUAAGUAAUGAAAUGUACAGAAUAAGAAAACAAAAUAUUUUAUUACUGAAAGUUGGAAUAAAAAAAUGAUGUAAUGAAAU